Anguilla anguilla (European eel) is the source of this 2033-nucleotide messenger RNA. RefSeq lists its product as uncharacterized. Gene Ontology annotation, molecular function: sterol 24-C-methyltransferase activity. Lineage: Eukaryota; Metazoa; Chordata; Actinopteri; Anguilliformes; Anguillidae. Gene Ontology annotation, biological process: sterol biosynthetic process. The transcript has 5 exons. Gene Ontology annotation, cellular component: endoplasmic reticulum. Bases 600 to 1313 code for a protein of 237 amino acids. The record is from RefSeq and is a predicted model, not a curated record.
GCUGUCUCUCUUUCUUCCGAUACCAGUUGCUCCCCCCUCACGGGCCACCACUGUGGCGAGGUGAGUGCCACCGCUCAGGAUAUAAAGAGAGAGAGACGAGUUCGUAUGGUGCACGUCUUUUUAUUUUUAGCCGAACACCCGGCUUUUCCAACAAUUUAUUUAACAAGGGUUUUUCUCUAUACACCACUUCCUCCGUGCAGCACAUCCUCCGUCACCAGCCCCCGUCUGUCUCCGAGAACACCUUUAAAGCACCCAGGCUCACUGUCAAGGUAAUCAGCACAUUGUUAAACAAUUACAUUUAAAGAGCGGUGCUGAUUAGCAAUCCUUAACAGUUGUGGCAUACAGUCCGAGAGCCGCCCCGCCCACUCUCUCUCUGCAGCCAACGCACAAACCACGCCCCCCUUACCACGCGCAUGUUCUGGGAACUCAGUAUAAAAUGCUGCACUGACAUUGUCUCUAUUUAAACAUAUUCACUGGAGAGGAACGUUGAGCUUGGGUCUGACAAAGGUCUGUGACUGAAUUUGCUUCUCCUGCAUUCUGGGACCUGUGCGAGUACCUAAAGAUCAAGCAGAAGCAAAAUAAUAACCAGGACCACCUACAUGAUGAAAAAGCAGAUUACUAAUAUGACUGUAGCUAAAUUAACGGGUAUUUCUCAGUGCCCAGCCUUCCUGGCUAAUGCAAUUACAAGCCAGCUGUCUCAUCCAAAGAAAAGCAUCAUGGGUCACUUUGUCUGGCAGUGUAUGGAAGUGAGCAACACAUGCCUGAUGAAGAAUGCUGUAAAACUUUGUCAAAUACAACCUGACCACAAUAUCCUGGAGGUAGGGUUCGGGGCUGGUAUUGGAUUGCAUGAAGCCACAAAGUUUAUGACGGGCCCGGAGGGCAAGCUGUUUGGUCUGGACCCUUCUGAGUACAUGCACAAAGUGGCACAGGAGCGGCUGGCUUCUCACCUGGGUGCAGGUAAAGUGCACCUUCUGCGGGGGAAGGUGGAGAGCAUUCCCCUACCUGAUAAAUGCAUCCAUGGAGUCUACCACUCCAACUGCCACAUGUACUGGCCCGACAAGACUGCUGCUGCCACCGAGCUACUCAGGGUCAUGAAGCCAGGUGCAAAGAUGGUAGCCACAGUGGACAUGGCGUUCCUCAGGGGUGGGGUCAGGCAGGGCUUCUUCCAGGGCAUGUCUAUAGAACCAGAGCCUUACAUGGAAGCCCUGAAUGCCGUGGGCUUUGUGGAUGUGCACAAGGUAGAUAAGCAAGAUGGGAGCCGAAACUUCCUGGCCAUCUUUGCUACGGCUCCCCCCACCUCAGGGCCACAGUGAGAAUGUUUCGGAGCACUGCGAAGCGGCAAAAUGCUUUUCAGAAAAUUUGAAUCUAGUAAAGAGAAAAAACGUAAAAAGUGAAAUACAAGUCUAAGACUACAAGGCGUUUUCAGUUCAUCAGCAGUACUGUAUUGAAAACAUGUUAAUCAGGCCGCUGAUUCUGCCUAAUGACAAUAUUAUCUGUCCUUCACCUUUUUGAAUAUCACAUUUACUCAUUUUUAAAAAUGUUUUACCCCCCAUUCUCUCCAAUUUUGAAUAUCCAGCCUCAUUUAACAAUACUCAUUGCUGCAACCUCUCACCUCUGCCAUUCUUUCUGCUUAUGUGUUUGUUUAUGGAAAUGAUCUUAACCUAAUGUAACAAGCAUGUCAGCUGUCAGGUAAUGAUAAUUGAAGUCAUGUUUUGGCAAAGCUCUGGCAAGGAAGUGGUUUCAGUGAUCAAAGAGAACUCCCUCCCUAACGGAACAAGCACGCUUAGAAAUUACACUGGAGGAAAACUGUGGUGGAGGUUCCGGAAGAUGCAAAGUUAAUUUCAUUGAAGCUCUCGUCUCUUGCGUCAGUAUUGAAAGCUCCUCAAAGAUGGCUGAACCAAAAGUCUACAGUGCCAAAUGAAUAAUAUACUCUUUGGUGUCUGAACUGUCUAAUAAGAGACUAAUAGAAUAAAGAAUUAAGAAAAAACAGGAAGUAAUUUGCACUAUGUUCAAGGAAUUGUGGAAGUCAAAGA